Molecule: messenger RNA, 2241 nt
Organism: Phasianus colchicus (ring-necked pheasant)
Lineage: Eukaryota; Metazoa; Chordata; Aves; Galliformes; Phasianidae
Gene: MED30
Product: mediator complex subunit 30
Biological process (GO): positive regulation of DNA-templated transcription
Cellular component (GO): mediator complex
Molecular function (GO): transcription coregulator activity
Source: RefSeq, a predicted model, not a curated record
GUGACGUCACUUCCGCUUCGCGUAGCCCGCGCUUCCGGGCGCUGUGCACUGCUUCCGCCUCUGCGUUUCCACGGCAACGCGGCGCCCCGGGCCCUUCCCCGGUCCCGUCGGUUCAGUGGGACCCGCUGGCAUCCAGAAAUGUCAACCCCACCUCUGGCCGGGGCAGGGAUGCCUCCCGGUGCAUUCUCAGGAACACAGGCACAGGCAGCUAGGGAGGUCAAUACAGCAUCUCUGUGCCGUAUCGGCCAGGAGACCGUGCAGGACAUUGUGUUUCGAACCAUGGAAAUCUUCCAGUUACUGAGGAACAUGCAGUUGCCAAAUGGUGUUACUUAUCAUACUGGAACGUAUCAAGACAGACUGGGAAAACUACAGGAGCAUCUCCGUCAGCUAUCAAUACUCUUCAGAAAACUGAGAUUAGUCUAUGACAAAUGUAAUGAAAACUGUGCUGGACUUGAUCCUAUUCCCAUAGAACAACUUAUUCCUUACGUUGAAGAAGAUGGCUCUAAGCAUGAUGAUCGUGGUGCUGCUAGUCAGCUUCGUUUUGCUAGUGAAGAGAGAAGGGAAAUCAUGGAAGUAAAUAAGAAACUGAAACUGAAGAAUCAGCAACUGAAGCAGAUCAUGGAUCAGUUACGGAAUCUCAUUUGGGACAUAAAUGCCAUGUUGGCAAUGCGGAACUGAACAAGGAAAAUCAAACUUCAUAACAGAAAAUAUACAAAUAUGUUUGAGUAUACUUCAUUUUAAGAAUAAAUAUUUUUUCCUACAACUAUAUGGAAGCAGUACCUGAAAUAUCUUCAAGUUUAAAAUGUUUUGUGUGUUUGAUGACUUAAAUGGUGUUGGCUCUGUUUUCAUAAGAGUCAUCCUGCAGAUUGUACCUGAACAAGGUUGAUUAUAAUACAUUUUGUAGCUUAGAGUAAUAAUUUGGAUUGUUAUGCAGGUUGGAUCUGUGUAACAUAAGCAUUUCUGGAUUUUUUUAAUAAUACAUUAAAAUACAUUUUAAAUAUAUAAUCUGCUUGCAUUCAGUCUGUAGUGCAAACAACCUAUACAGAGUGGAAAAGUUGCAGUGUAGAACAGUAGCUUCAUUAAGCUACAGAACUGAAAUAAAUUAUCAGAUCUUGUGAUGCAAUAUGUUUUCCUAUUCUAGGAACAUGAAUUACAAGGUACUGCACCUCAUAAGUUCAUCUUAUCCUAUCGUUGUUAUUUUGGUAGCAUUAGAUAAAUCAGAGCAAAAUCAAAACCUACAUUAAAAUUACUCAUCUUCUCAUGGAUAUUAUUAAGUAAUUUUAAAUGAAGAGUGUCUGUUAUAUAUCCUCCACCUUAGCUCCUUCUGUAACUGUAUGUUAUCAUCUCUUGAAUACUGCUCCAACUGUUGUCUGUCCAGUAUUCUUGUAACUUUCUGUAUGGUUGCAGUACUUUGGUUUUGUGCAAUUUUCAUUAAUGCUUCUCCUGUGAAUUGUGGUCCCAAAAAACUUUGGAGUGUAUGAGCAGUUUACUAUUAUCUUCAGUUAUUCUGCCAACUUUCAUCUUUUAUUGUUCUACUCUGGUGCUCUUAUUGUCCAUAGAUGCUGCAAGUGCGCAGUGUAUCUCUUUAUGGAUUAACAAAUAUCUGAAGUAAUGCUGUUUCAAUACAAAUCCGUAGGGCAAUUGAUUUUUAAUACAAGCUGAAAACUGACCAUUCUCAUGACUUGCUUCAUGCACAUAACUUUAAAUUCUCAUUCCAUGCCCAAUUAGAUUCCUUAAUAGUUAUGUUUGGAAGGUUUGCACAGACCCUAGCAGGUAAGGUCAUGUUUUGCCCAUAUUACAAAUGGAAGAGCGGAUAGCUUGCACAGUGGCAGAGCUAGCAGCAGAACUGUUUGUUGCCCACUUAGCUUAGCAACUACAGUAAUUUCUUUUUGUCAGAAAUGAUGGCUGAUUUCUUCAGCUAUGAGAUGCUGUUGUUUAUAAGUAAAGCACAAAAAAAAACAGCUUAAAUUUUCAAAGAAAGCCUUUAGAAGGAAGUAAGGGCGUCUAGUAGAGAUUUUUUUUUGUUGUUCUUUAAGAUGCAGGUAUGUUUUUGUAUAUGCAAAGUGUAGUGGCAGCUUUUUAGUGUAUGUAUAAGCAUACACUCAGCCAAAGAAACAUUUCACAUGGAUUCUGAAAUGGAACCAAGAGUUUAAUGGUGAGGUAAAAUUGUUAGUAUUUUGUUCUAGCUUUGGAAUAACUGUAGAAAAUGGAGAUUAGUCUAUAGUUUUCUCCACUACCUAU